Molecule: messenger RNA, 1674 nt
Organism: Calypte anna (Anna's hummingbird)
Lineage: Eukaryota; Metazoa; Chordata; Aves; Apodiformes; Trochilidae
Gene: SLC25A4
Product: solute carrier family 25 member 4
Exons: 4
Coding region: 103-999 (298 amino acids)
Biological process (GO): mitochondrial ATP transmembrane transport; mitochondrial ADP transmembrane transport
Cellular component (GO): mitochondrial inner membrane
Molecular function (GO): ATP:ADP antiporter activity
Source: RefSeq, a predicted model, not a curated record
GGCGGGGGGCCAUUUGGCCGGCGGUGAGCGGGGGCGGCCGGGUGGGGAGGUGCGCGGCUCGUUGGCUCUCUCCGGGCAGGGGGUGUCGGACAGGCUGCCAACAUGGGUGACCAAGCCCUCAGCUUCGUCAAGGACUUUUUGGCCGGUGGGAUCGCCGCCGCCAUCUCCAAGACGGCUGUCGCCCCUAUCGAGAGAGUGAAGUUGCUGCUGCAGGUCCAACAUGCCAGCAAACAGAUCACGGCAGAUAAGCAGUACAAGGGCAUCAUGGACUGCAUAGUCCGCAUCCCCAAGGAGCAAGGCGUGCUCUCCUUCUGGAGAGGCAACCUGGCCAACGUCAUCCGGUACUUCCCCACCCAGGCCCUCAACUUCGCCUUCAAGGACAAGUACAAGCAGAUCUUCCUUGGGGGAGUGGACAGGCACAAGCAGUUCUGGCGCUACUUCGCAGGGAACCUGGCGUCCGGCGGCGCCGCGGGAGCCACCUCCCUCUGCUUCGUCUACCCCCUGGAUUUCGCCAGGACCCGGCUGGCGGCUGAUGUGGGCAAAGGAGCCACUGAAAGGGAGUUCAGUGGGCUGGGCGACUGCAUCGUCAAGAUCUUUAAGUCCGAUGGCUUGAAGGGCCUGUACCAAGGAUUCAGUGUCUCUGUCCAGGGCAUCAUUAUCUACAGAGCAGCCUAUUUUGGGGUUUAUGACACGGCCAAGGGUAUGUUGCCUGAUCCAAAGAAUGUGCAUAUCGUAGUGAGCUGGAUGAUUGCCCAGAGUGUCACUGCAGUAGCAGGGCUGGUUUCUUACCCUUUUGAUACUGUGCGACGUAGGAUGAUGAUGCAGUCUGGCAGAAAGGGAGCUGAUAUUAUGUACACGGGCACAAUUGAUUGCUGGAAGAAGAUAGCUAAAGAUGAAGGAGGCAAAGCGUUCUUCAAAGGUGCCUGGUCGAAUGUGUUGAGAGGCAUGGGCGGAGCUUUUGUAUUAGUACUUUAUGAUGAAAUCAAGAAGUAUGUCUAAAACAACAUCAUAGUGUAGUUCAAUUGUUCUCCAUCAACUUUUUUUUUUUUUUUUAAAUAUGCUAUUGUGAUGUAAUGGACAACAACAAAAUAUUUCCUAGGGAAACAAAAGAGAAUUUUGAGUAAACACCUGGUUGGGAUGAGGAUGCAUUAAUUUUAAAAACUGUCCACUGUAUCACAGUUUUGUAUAAAAAUUUCUCCAAUGUUUGUAUUGGAACCUAUGUAUAUACUAUACUUCAAAUAUGAGGUAAUUUUGUCUAGAGACAAGACAUAGGUGGUCCAUACAUAGUUUAAAAUCUAAUUAUGUGAACUCAGUGAAGUUAUUCAGAGAUGCCUAUUGUACUGAUGUCUCUAGCUACCCAAGUGUGGUGGCAUAACAUAAAUUAAAAUAAUGUUUUCUUCUAAAGCUGUUUUUAUUACAUUAAGUGAUAUUAAGUGAAAUGAUUGUCUGAAAAUACAAACAAAAGCACCAGGCUGAGUUUCUAACUGCAGCCUUCUCACCAACGCAUUAUAAAAUCAAGUGGUUGAAACCACAGUCUGGUUUCUUCAAACAUCCUUUGCAGAUUGUGGACAUACCAAUUUCUUAAAAUCCCUGUAAUUAAAAAAAAAAAAAAGUUGUCUGCUCUGAUGUUCAAUUGAACUAAAACCGAAAUAAAUAAAUUAAUAUAUUAAUGAA